GGGUUUGUAUUAUUUAUUGUAUUUUCAGCUGAACGUGAUGGCUUGACGCAUCAAAUAGUUAUUUGUAUGUUGUUUCGUGAGCCUCUUUUGAGUUCGUCGCUAUUAGCAUCAAGUAGCUAUAAGCUCAUGAAGUGUGAAACUUGAGUACAGUGAAAGUAAAUAUUUAGCUUGUUCAAAAUGUUAUUACCAGGCAAUCGGAAGAACAUGUUGAUGCUGUCAGCUGGAACUUUAUUUGGUUUGGCUAUUAUGUCGGUUGCCGUGAUUUUUGUACUACACGAACACGAGUUAUUCCCGGAAUCGGUCGGGGCAGUGGCAUCCAACGCUUUCGAGUGUGCCGCAAUAGGAGGGCAAAUUCUUCGGGAAGAAGGUUCGGCUGCGGACGCUGCUAUAGCAAUGAUGAUCUGUGAGGAAGUAGCCUGUCCGGAGAGUGCGGGAAUUGGCGGUGGUUUCUUGCUAACACUCUACGAACGUCAGUCACAGACGGUGAGGGUGUUGGAUGCUCGAGAAAUCGCUGCUCGUGGUGUUUGGCAGGAUAUGUUCGUUAAUAAUGGAAACGCCACUGCUCACGGCGGUUUGGCGAUUGCUACGCCUGGUGCUUUGAAGGGUUAUUGGGUGUUGCAUCAGCGUUACGGAAAACUUUCCUGGCGGAGACUGCUAGAUCCAACAAUAGUGCUCUGCUACCGAGGACAUAUUGUGAACCCUUAUAUGGCGGAAGCGUUGCAGGAUGCGAGAGAGGAUAUUUUGAACAGCCCUUCAUUGAGGGAGAUUUUUGUUGAUGCUGAUACUGGAGAUGUAUGGAAAGAAGGGGAUCGAAUCAGAAGGCCAGACUUUGCCCAUACGCUUGAGAUUAUUGCUGAAGAAGGGGCGAAUGCAUUGUACUCGAAAGGAGGCACUCUGCUUCCUAUGCUAAUGCAGGACUUGAAAUUGUUUGGAAGCCUAAUUACAGAAGAUGACUUUUACAGUUAUGAGCCACGAUGGCUCACUCCUGUUUCAACAGAACUCCAGGAAAACAUUGUCUACAGUGCUGCUCUACCUGGAGGCGGCACCAUCUUAGUUCAUAUGUUGAAUGUGCUCGCUGGAUAUGAUGACCUUGAUUUAGACGAUCCCAAGACGUGGCACCGGUUAGUGGAAACAUUCAAGCACGCUUACGGAGUUCGAACACGGUUAGGUGAUCCCCCUUUCGUAACUGGCAUCGAGGAAUUGAUACGAAAUCUCACUAGUCUCGAUUAUGCUGACUACAUUCGUGAUAAGAUCGAUGAUUAUCGUACCUACACAGACUAUAAGUUUUACGGAGCAGACUUCACGACAUCAGAGGAUCACGGAACGGCACACGUUUCGGUGCUGGCACCCAACGGAGAUGCUGUAUCUGUCACCAGUACUAUUAACGAUUAUUUCGGAGCCCAUCUACUGUCCAUGCGAACGGGCAUUAUUUUGAACGGAGAAAUGGAUGACUUUUCAACACCGGGUGUUAUAAAUAUAUUUGGAGUUCCGGCAUCACCCGCGAACUACAUUGCACCGGGUAAGCGUCCGUUGUCAUCAAUGGCUCCGACGAUUGUUGUCGAUCAAGAGGGAAACGUUCGAUUGAUUGUUGGUGGAGCUGGUGGAACCAGAAUUACUACCGCUACUCUACAACUAGUGCUACGGAAGGUACUAUUCGACCAGGAGUUGUCAACGCUAAUGGCAGCUCCGCGAGUGCAUCAUCAGCUGGCCCCGAUGGAGGUAGAGUUCGAAGAAUCGGUGGAGAAAUCGAUCAUCGAAGGUCUAACCGCUCGAGGUCAUCGGACGACGAAAGUUGAGCGGGUCGCGACGACUACCGCGGUUGCGAGGGAGAGUGACGGUAGGGUGACAGCUGCCUAUGAUCCACGGCGACCGGGAAGUGUGGAAAUUGUGGAACUAGACUAGGUUAAAUGGUAACUAGAUUGAAUUUAAAUUGCAACCAAAGAAUUUUUGCAUGGCUUCAUCUCAAACACUGGUUAGCUUGUAAAUAUUUUCGUCCAUAUUUAUACUGGCAACUAGGUUCUAACACAAAAAUUCGUCGCAUCGAACGGUGAUCAGCGGUGCAUGAAUCUAUUUGAAUAGUAACCAGCUGUUAUAGGCUUAGUUGCUUCAUAAACCAUGCUGUUUCCUGUUGACGUGAGACAACUAUGUCAUAACUGCAAUACAGCUCUAGUUCAAUAGUAUCUCAGUUCAGUUUGGCGGUAUACAUAAAUUACGUAACGGUCAUACAUGGGAGGGAGAUAUCCUUGAGCAUUACGAUUUGUUACACAGGGGAGGAAGGGAGGUGAGUUCAGCGUUACGUAACAAAAAAUCUCUGGAGAGACUCUUCAAAAACGAGUAUUUUUAUCAAGGAAAUCCUUCUGCAGCGUUACGUAAUUUUUAUGGGGGGAUAGGUGUUGGUGUUACGUUUCGUUACAUAUGGGGGGUGGGGUUCCAAAAAUCAGGUUUUUUGCGUUACGUAUUUUAUGGAUGUCGCCUUAUCUCUGUUGUUUUAAAAGUUAUGCAACACACAUGCACAUACAGAUUAUGUUUACCACAUAUGAAGAGAUAGACACCAGCCGAAAUAAAAAGUAUCAUGUAUCUUUUUCUA
Wyeomyia smithii (pitcher-plant mosquito) is the source of this 2587-nucleotide messenger RNA. RefSeq names its product scoloptoxin SSD14-like. The transcript is spliced from 4 exons. The record is from RefSeq and is a predicted model, not a curated record. Gene Ontology annotation, cellular component: plasma membrane. Gene Ontology annotation, molecular function: glutathione gamma-glutamate hydrolase. Bases 178 to 1902 code for a protein of 574 amino acids. NCBI's taxonomy places the organism in Eukaryota, Metazoa, Arthropoda, Insecta, Diptera, Culicidae. Gene Ontology annotation, biological process: glutathione catabolic process.